Messenger RNA from Westerdykella ornata, 1554 nucleotides. RefSeq names its product NAD(P)-binding protein. The transcript has 3 exons. Bases 494 to 1504 code for a protein of 336 amino acids. Lineage: Eukaryota; Fungi; Ascomycota; Dothideomycetes; Pleosporales; Sporormiaceae. The record is from RefSeq and is a predicted model, not a curated record.
GCCGAGUGCACCCAAUCCGGCAUCCGAAUACUAAUGCGAAGUCGGUUUACUAAUCUUCCACAUAAUACAAGAAGCCAUGACCCGCAACUCUGAGCUACGCGUCCUCUGGUUUACUCAAAGAUUAGGAGAGAGGGUUGCUGCCCAGAUCUUGGAUUCGAGCUUGUGCCUGUCCGACAAGCCAUCGCAUUGGACCGACGCUCGUGUACCAUAGGGGAUGGCCUGCUGUUGAGAAUGAGACUGCCGGAUGGGGUGAGGCGGCAGACAAUGUUGCAGCCGAGUGGAACAUCAUGUGCCGUCCAGCCACGGGCAAGAGUUGGGUAUAAGUAUAGGCAGAUUCGCAACGAAGAUGGAGGCAUCAGGACAUUUCCCACACCUUGAAAGCGACCUCUCCGCCUCCUGCAACGGAAAUCUACACAGUACGCCCCUCUGAACUCGGACCCUUCCCCCGCAUCAACACCUUCGUCCCGCAAGUCUCCUCCUGCAACUGCAAGAGAUGUCUCCAAAACUCAUUACUGUCUUCGGGGCCACCGGGGCACAGGGCUCAUCGGUUGUGCGUUCACUGCAGCAAAACAAGAGCAAAUCCUUUGCCGUUCGGGGCAUCACCCGCAAUCCCGCAUCCGAAUCCGCCACGAAACUUGCCAAUCAAGGUGUUGAAGUCGUCAAGGCCGACGGCUGGGACAAGGAGUCUCUGGUGGCAGCUUUCAGGGGAAGUUGGGGAGUUUUUGCAAAUACAAACAGCGACGAUGCUGUCUUUGAAUCGCCGAAUGAAACCCGCACCGAGCUGGAUCUGGGGAAAAUCAUUGUGGAUGCUGCGGCUGCUGCUGGUGUUGAGGUCUUUGUCUAUUCGGGCAUGGCCUCAGCAAGGGAAGCGAGUGGAGGCAAGGUGCCCGUUGACGCGUUUGACCACAAACACGCCAUUGGCGAGUAUGCAAGGUCCAUCGGCGCGUUCAAAGCCGUUGUUAUCGUCAGCGCAGGCUGGUAUUUCGAAAACUUCCUCAUUCAGGACAUUGCUCCACUCUUUGGCGGAUUCCCCUUCACUCCUUCGGAGGAUGGAACCUUUGUCUUUCGAUCGCCAAAGUGGGGCGGCGAGGAAGAUGUGCCCUUCAUCGCAAUGGCGGACGACUACGGUGAUAUUGUCCACGGCAUCUUCCUAGAGCCUGAGAAGUGGGCAUCGGAAUCCACGUUGGUGCAAGGCGUUAGCGACAUCAAGUCACUUGACGAGGUUACCGAAGCAUUCGAGAAAGCAACCGGGAAGAAGAGCCGCUUCGAGGCGAUUCCGAACUGGCAAGAUCUCGAAGUCUAUGGCAUCCGGGCCCUCGAGACGGUGAAGGGCAUGUUCGGCUUCUGUCAGGCAUCUGGGGGCAGGUACUACGGUGUCAAAACGGAACGUGGAACCGCGGCGGAGCUGAAGAAGAAGGCCGCCGUUGCGUGUGGUAAGUCUGGGGAGGAAGCGUCUUUGCUGUCUCUAGAGCAAUAUUUCAAGCGCGAAUUUGGCGGGAAAUGAUUGCCAGUACAGUUCGACAGGGCGGAUGGAUUUGUUGAUUAGUAUUUCUG